Molecule: messenger RNA, 6260 nt
Organism: Pocillopora damicornis (cauliflower coral)
Lineage: Eukaryota; Metazoa; Cnidaria; Anthozoa; Scleractinia; Pocilloporidae
Molecular function (GO): protein binding
Source: RefSeq, a predicted model, not a curated record
UUUAUCCUGUCAUUAAGGAAAUUUGUCUCUAAAUCUAUCGGGGAAUAGCCGUUACGAAGUAAGCGUUGAACCAGCAAAGACUCCCCUGAAGGGUGGAGGUCUCUGCUUGUUCACUUUUAAACCCGACCUACCCUCAGACAUUACUUCUGGAACUGCUAAGUUUGCUGAUCUGGGCUCUGUUGAUUUAAAUGGAGUUAAAAAUAAAACAAACUGUCUUUUUGGAAAAGGAAUUCCUCCUGCUGAGGAAGAAGGCUUGGUCACUGUAGAAGUGGACGGAAAAAGUGAGAAGACUGGCAAAUCAAGUGAUCUUGGCCAAACAAAAAUUUACUACUAUGAUGAACGCAAAAAGGUUCUCAAGCAAAUAGUCCAAGAUCAAGAGCAGAGUCGCACCUUUUUCGAAGCGUGGAAAACUGCUUGUGAAGGACACUCCACUAAUAGCAGAGAAAACGAGACGAUAUUCCCUAGUUCAGAGGACAUGAAUUCAGGGAAUCCGUUACAUUCACUUCAAGGCUUACUGCUGUUGGUGUAUACAGCAGCAGAAACUGAUGCUCGGCAGUUCAUUGAACUAGUCUUCAAUUCGUCUGCUGGAAAAGUGGUCUUCAACGCCUACAGGUGUACCUCUCCAUUACCAGAGGAUGUUGCGAGAGCAUUUGGCCACGAAGAUACUGCGCAGUACCUUGAGUCCAUAAGUAAAAGAUUGUCUCAAGAUUUAAGCGUCAAUGAAGAAUACUUAAAAGCAAGUCAUAUUUUAGAGCUUGCUGAGGCAGUCAAAAAUCAGUCAAAAUCAGAGGAACAACAAGAUCAAACAGUGAAGAAAGGCGAAGGAGAAAACUGUUCUGAGUUCACAAAUGAAGUUGAUCCAGGGCAACUGAACUACUACAGGAUUUGUUAUGUAGUCACUGAUAUACUAACUGAGGGUCUGCGAGCAAUCUUCAAACAAGAAUGGGACAGGCACUACAAGGCAACCCUUGGAGAGUGGAAAGAUGAACCGAAAAAUGGAAUGGACUUUUGGAACAGAGAAUCCCCUCAAAACAGAGCCAGAAACGCCCGUUUCUUGACAACUAUGAGAAAUGGUGACACAGCUGAAUGGGAUUGUACCACACUGUUUUAUGCCAUCCUUUAUUCCGAUUGCAUGCGCAGUCUCCAUCCAGUUGUUAAAUCAAAUUUGGAUGAUCUCAGAAAAUUUCGUAAUGAAGAAUUUGCGCAUAUGCCACGAGGCUACCUUUCCAGUGGAGAUUUUCAAAAUGCGAUUUUAAAGAUAAAUACUAUAUUUCACGCACUCGAUCUUUCCACUCUGAAAAUUCGUGAAAUCCAAAAUCAGACAAGUUUCCCAACGGAAGAGUUACGAAAUGUUCUAGAGAAAGUUGACGACCUUCAACAAGAGGUUCAAGAGAGGGAAAAGAAACUCCACCAAAAAGACAAGGAACUCGAAGAAAAAGACAAGGAAGUUGAAGAAAAAGAGAAUCAACAACAGACCCUUGAAGAACAAUUGCAAAAUGGAGUCUCCCCGUUUUGUAUUCUCCCUCCUGAACCUACACAUGACGUCUCCCCUCGCGGAUCGGAGGUCGGUAAAAUCACACAACACCUCAAAGAACUCAAAGCUGCUAACAGUGACAGCUUAAGCACCUUGUACUUAUCCGGAAAUCCUGGAAGUGGAAAAUCUCAGCUGGCCCGCCUAACAGCCAAGCGAUUCUUCGACGAAAGCAAAGAAACUCCCGGUGUGAUUUCAUUUGUCAUGACGUUUAAUGCCGAAAGUUCAGAAACACUUUUGGAAUCGUUUGUGUCUUUCGCUCAACAUUGUAAAUGUCCACAUUAUUUAGUUAAAGACACUCGUAAUUCCAAAGAUCUGAGCGCAGAUGAGAAAAUUGCGAGCCUCGAGACCCUAAUAAGCGAAAAAAUUGUUUACACGUCGUGGUUGCUGGUAGUUGACAACGUCACUAGUUUGUCUUAUGUACAUACUUAUUUGCCAGAUCCAGGAAACCAACAAUGGGAAAGGGGUCAGUUGCUGAUAACUACACAAAACAACACGUCCAUUCCUGUGACAAGUUCCUCCAUUCAGCACAUCUCAGUAAGCGAGGGGAUGCUUCCUGAUGAUGCCAGCUCUAUGUUGAGGCUUCUUUCUGGUGUCACAGAUGACAAGACGGAAAAAGAAAUUGCUCGGUCUUUAGAGCACCAGCCGCUUGCUUUGGCCAGCGCCGCCAUCUAUGUAAGACAAGUUCAAGAAGGUAACAUUUCAAGUUUCGGCUGGAACGACUAUCUGAAGAAACUUGAAGAGGGCCAGCAACGUACAACUGAGAACCCCCUCGCCGAGACAAACCCAGGUUACCCAAAAACAAUGACCGCAGCAAUAACAAUCGCCUUGGAGGCAAUGAGUUCCGAUAGAGUAAUAAAUCACUUUUUCACUUUUCUCUCUCUUUGUGCCCCAAAACUUAUUCUAAAAGAUAUUGUGAUCGACUAUAUCAUGGAAAUGGAAGGAGAAUUUGAAGAUAAAGAUGCGAUUGGUGAAAAGAUAAGUCGAUGCCCACUGUUGUUGUUUGAGGAAGAAGAGAGCGGUGUCUACAUUCGAGUGCAUAGAGUCGUUCAUUACGUUGUUAAUUCAGUGACGAAGAAAUCUGCAAAGGAUAAGCAAAUCAAUACCGUAUUAGGGGCUGUUUUAUCCUUCUCCAGAUUCAAGGAUCAAGAUUCUCCGGUAAUUAGCACGAAAAUUGUUCCGCAUUUGGCAAAAGUGAUUACAGACGCCGAAUAUUUGUUUUCUGAAGAAGGAAUAUCUCAAGUCGUUCAAAUUGGUGAAUUCACCUCGCACGACUAUUCUAAGGUCUUUAGAACCCUAGGAAAAAUGUGCUACGAGCACUCUCAAUAUCCUGCUGCAAGAAGCUGCUUAACAGCAGUCCUAGCCAUCAUCAAGUUAGGAGACCCAAGUAAUGAAUUGGAAAAAACAGCUAUUAAUAGUCAACUGGGUCUUGUCCACAGUAAGCUGGGUGACCUAAGGCAAGCAAAGGACUGUCACGAGCAGGCGCUGGAUGUUUACCUGAAAAAGCUUGGACUUGAGCAUGAAAAGGUCGCAGCGUCUUACUCUAACCUGGGUCUUCUACACAGUCUGCUGGGUGACCUAAACCAGGCAAAAUACUGUCACGAGAAAGCACUGGAUAUUUACCUGAAAAAGCUCGGUCCUGACCAUGUUUAUAUCACAACGUGCUACGAUAACUUGGGUCUUCUACACCGUCAGCUGGGUAACCUAAAGCAAGCAAAAGACUGUCACGAGCGAGCACUGGAGGUUUACCUGAAAAAGCUUGGACUUGAGCUUGAAAAGGUCAAAGCGUCUUACAAUAACCUGGGUCUUGUACAUCGUCAACUGGGUGACCUAAACCAGGCAAAAUACUGUCACGAGCGAGCACUGGAUGUUUACCUGAAAAAGCUCGGACCUGACCAUGUUUAUAUCUCAACGUGUUACGAUAACCUGGGUCUUUUACACCGUCAGCUGGGUGACCAGAAGCAAGCCAAGGACUGUCACGAGCGAGCACUAGAUGUUUACUUAAAAAAACUCGGACUUGAGCUCGAAAAGGUCGCAGCGUCUUACAAUAACCUGGGUCUUAUACACAGUCAGCUGGGUGACCUAAAGCAGGCGAAAGACUUUCACAAGCGAGCGCUGGAUGUUUACAUGAAAAACCUGGGACCUGGGCAUGUUGAUGUCGCGGCGUCAUACAAUAACCUGGGUCUUGUGCACCGUCGGCUGGGUGACCUAAAGCAAGCAAAAGACUGUCACGAGCGGGCGCUGGAUAUUUACCUUAAAAGGAUCGGAUCUGAGCACGUUGAUGUCGCAGCGUCUUACAACUACCUGGGUCUUGUACUCCUUCAGCUGGGUGACCUAAGGCAGGCGAAAGACUGUCACGAGCGAGCGUUGAAUGUUUACCUGAAAAAGCUCGGACCUGAGCAUGCUGAUGUCGCAGCGUCUUACAAUAACCUGGCUCUUGUACAUUGUCAGCUGGGUGACCUAAACCAGGCAAAAGUAUGUCACGUGCGCUCGUUUUAUAUUUAUCUGAAAAAGCUCGGACCUAAGCAUGAAAAGGUUGCAAGAUGUUACGAUAGCCUGGGUCUUUUACACCGUCAGCUGGGUGACCUAAAGCAAGCAGAAGACUGUCACGAGCGAGCGCUGGCUAUUUACCUGAAAAAGCUCGGAUCUGGGCAUGAAAAGGUCGCAGCGUCUUAUAAUAACCUAGGUUUUGUAUACAGUCAGCUGGGUGACUUAAGGCAAGCAAAAGACUGUCACGAGCGAGCGCUGAAUGGUUACUUUAAAAAGAUCGGACCUGACCAAGUUGAUGUCGCGGCGUCUUACAGUUACUUGGGUCUUGUACACCGUCAGCUGGGUGAUCUUAGACAGGCAAAAGACUGUUACGAGCGAGCUUUGAAUGUUUACCUGAAAAAGCUCGGACCUGAGCAUGCUGAUGUCCCAGCGUCUGACAAUAACCUGGCUCUUGUACAAUGUCAGCUGGGUGACCUAAAGUAAGCAAAAGACGGUUACAAGCGAGCGCUGGAUGUUUACACAAAGAAGCUUGGACCUGAGCAUGCUGAUGUUGCAGCGUCUCACAGUAACCUGACUCUUGUACACAAUCAGCUGGGUGACCAAAAGCAAGCAAAAGACUGUCACGAACGAGCACUGGCAAGUUUAUGUCCCAACGUGUUACGACAACCUGGAUAUUUUUCACCGUCAGCUGGGUGACCUAAAGCAAGCAAAAGAAUUUCACGAGCGAGCGCUGGAUGUUUACCUGAAAAUCUCAGAUUUGAGCAUGAAAAGGUUGCAGCGUCUGACAGUAACCUGGGUCUUGUACACAGUCAGCUGGGUGACCUGAGGCAGACGAAAGACUUUCACGAGCGAGCGCUGGAUGUUUUCAUGAAAGACGUAGGACCUGAGCAUGCUGAUGUCGCAGCGUCUCACAAAAACCUGGGUCUUGUACACCGUAAGCUGGUGACUUUAAACAAACAAAAUAAUGUCACGAGCGAGCGCUGGAUGUUUACCGGAAAAAGCUCGGACCUGAGAAAAUUGAUGUCGCAGCAUCUCACAAUAACCUGGGUCUUGUACUUAGUCUGGUGGGUGACCUAAGGCAGGCUAAGGACUUUCACAAGCGAGCGCUGUAUGUUUACAUGAAAAGGCUCGGACCUGAGAAUGUUUAUGUCACAACAUGUUACGAUAACCUGGGUCUUGUGCACCGUCAGCUGGGUGACUUAAGGCAGCGAAAGACUGUCACGGGCGGGAGCUGGCUAUUAAGCUUAAAAAUCUCGGACCUUAGCAUGUUCUUGUCGCAGCGUCUUACAAUAACCUAGGCCUUGUGUAAAGUCAGCUGGGUAACACAAAACAGACAAAAGACAGUCAUGAACGAGUGCUGGAUGUUUACAUGAAAAAGUUCGGACCUGAGCACGUUGAUUUUGCAUCGUCUUACAAUAUCCUGGACCUUGUACGCGAUACGCUGGGUGACCUAAAGCAGGCAAAAGACUGGCACGAGCGAGCGCUACACAUCUAUCAUUAAAAAAUCUCGGACUUGAACAAAACCUGGAUCUUGUACGUCAUCAGCUGGAUGACCAAAAGAAGGCAAAAGACUGCCAGGUGUACUUGCUGAGUAUUUACCUGAAAAAGCUCGGACUUGAACAUGCAAAAGUUGCAACGUCUCAUAAUAACCUGCGUAUUGUACACUAGAAAGUAGGUGACCUACAGCAGGGAAAAGACUGUCACGAACUAGCGCUGGAUGAAAUAUUCGGGCUGGAACAUGUCAAAGUAGCAGAUAUUUACAAAAACGUGGGCGCUGCGCACGUUGAUCAGGGUUACAUCUACGAAGCACAAGAUCGUGCCUUCGCAAUUUAUGACAAGAACGUUGGUCCUAAAGAUGAGAAACUGAGAGUCGUUCAGGAUGCACUAGCUCGGCUAUAGCAGGAAAGAGAGAGAGCACAUAGCCCUGGACCUGUUCGCAGUGAAAGGGAAUGUUCCUUAUUUUAAAUUGGACAAUGUUCUGAUAAUAAGUGGCGCUUGGCGGGCGCGGUAACAGAUCACAAAUGAGAAAAAUAGGAUCAAAAGCCGCCGCUAACUGUAAGAACUUUACAUAACUUGGAAACAUCAAUUGCCACUGUUUGAAAAGUAGAGUGUGAUUGUUUAAUGUAAAUUUUAGACUUUUUUAGGAAGAUGGUUCCUCCAGAAUCAAUUCAGUUCAAUUACUAGUUUUUGUGUUUUAUAAAUGUUGAGAUCGAAGUUAUGCUUUAAACUUAGAACAACA